AAUAUACAAAAGUGUUUCCGUAUUAAUUUCGUUUUAGAUACUGUAUUUUUUCGAACGUUCGACUUAAAUUUUUUGUGUUGGGUAUAAAGAUACACAUUUUAAUGACAACCGACAAAAAACAUGUUACUUGGCAGUAGCAUCAUUGCAGUGCUCCUCUGGCAUCAAAUAUACAGAUAGCCUACUCCAUCUUACAUACAAUGUCAUGAGCAGUCAUCAGUGCCACAGAGAUAAUUGAAACCAUCAGUGUUUCUUUUAAAAUGAAUAGGCAUAAACUAUGUUUGGAAUGUUUUGGUGGGAAGUACAAGAUAAACACUAAAAGUGACGUAGUGUUAUCAGCAACUUGGACUUUCACCCAAAUUUUCCAUGCGCUGUGUAGUUCAGUGAAGAGAGGGUUCAUUCUCUCAUUACAAGGGGAGCGAAAUAAUCAGUGCCUUUUUUUACAUAGUGCUGAAUAUUUGUUGGGAUGGGAACAUGUAAUGUGGUGUAAUAUUACCAGUAAAUUAUAUAACUUAAACUAAUUGAAUGUGUUAUUGACGCUGUCAUAGUGAAAGUGUUGUUACUGGUAUAAUCUCUUAGCGUUUUCACCGGUGUUUUCAUUCUUAAUAACAAAAUAGUUUGGGGGAAAAUGGCAUGUUGUGCGUGGGUUAAGAGUAUUACUGUUGAACCAGUAUUACUUUUUUACAUGUUAGCAAUUUUUAUGCAGUAUGGAAUUUUUCAAGACUUGGUGUAUGAGGAAGUAUGUAGAACAACAUUCAAUGUUACAGUUUGUGAAAAUCUUCAUGACCCCAUAUACACGGAAUGUCUUGAUACAGUGCAGAAUGAUGCAUCAAUGUGGAUAUUAAGCUCGACUGUGUCAUUAGCUUUGCCAUCUAUAAUAUCGGCGAACGUUUUGGGUUCUUGGGGUGAUCGUUUCGGAAGGAAACUUCCACUAGUAUUGCCAUCAGUAGGAGGCCUUCUUAGUGCUCUUGUGUAUAUAUGGAUGUCAUUGUGCAAUUUAUCUGGCCCAGUAUGGCCAAUUCUUGUUGCUAGUGGUAUAUCAGGCAUAUUUGGUGGGUUUGUAAGUUGCAUCAUGGCAGUCACUAGCUAUGUGUCCAGCAUAUCUUCUCAGCAUAGUCGAACUGCUCGAGUGACCGUUCUAGAAGCUAUGACAUUUAUUGGUGGAACGAUUGGUCCAUUUGCAGGUGGGGGAUUGCUUUCAGUUUCAAGUCAUGCAGCAGUGUUUGGCUGCAUCUUCAUCUUUCACUUGAUUGUUAUAGCGUAUGUGUUAUUGUUUGUGCGUGAAGUUGUAGGAACUGAGACAGACAGCUCUUAUUGCAGUUGUUUUCAUAUCAGAGACUCAAUAACAACAUGCUUCAGAUCCAGGGAUGGUUGCAAGAGAGCUAAUUUGAUGUGUUUCUUAGCAUGUUGUCUAAUUAUAAUGACUAUCAUUGCAGGCGAAUUGGACAUCACCUAUCUCUACACUAAAGAUGAACCUUUGAAGUGGAAUUACCAAACCUACAGUUACUAUUUUGGUUUUAAAUAUGCUUUGGCAUCUCUCGUACUAAUUUUUGCAACUCCUGCAUUAAAUUACUUUUUAAUACCUGAUCAUAUAAUAUGCCUUGUUGGCAUUGUUUCCAAAGCGGUUGGUUUUGUGGUGUUGGGAUUUAGUACAACAAACACAAUGAUGUUUAUUGUUCCAGUGGUGUCUAUGUUCAGUUCAUUUUGUGUGCCAUCUCUUCGUUCACUUCUGUCCAAACAAGUUGAAACUUGUGAAUUAGGUAAAAUGUAUGCAUUUGUUGCAUGUGUGGAGAAUAUUUGUACGCUCCUCGGAUCGCUUGUGUUUAAUAGUUUGUAUCCGAUUACCAGAACAUUUCAGAAGGGACUCAUUUUCCACUUUGCAGCUGUGUUACAUAUUGUUCCGUUCAUUAUAAUGUGGUGGACUUUUCUAUCCAACGAAUCUGCGGCUUAUACAAAUUUGAACCAGGGAGGAUAGUUUUAGAUACCUUUAUAUUUCAACUCUAGUCUUCCAUUAAAUAAUUGGCAGCUUACUGGUCACGGUAUGUUGGGAAUUUAUUUGAAGUUUUACUGAAUCGAGGAGGUAUGAAUCAUACACAAAUGUGUUUAGUUACUUUGCUAGUUUACUUAUUGAUUUUAAGAAAAUUAACGAGCCAUUCAAGAGUCGUUAUUGACACGACUGAGUGCUGAAAUAAUGAAAAUUCUCACUUAUUUUAAAUCUGACGUGUGAAUAAUGAAUAUUCCUAUUCUGUGCAGAUGUCAUUCUAUUUGAUUUCGGAAUGUACUCCGGAACUUUAAUUGAUUUUAUCUUUUAUGGUAUAGAAUUGUUGUAAAGCCGUGCAGAUCUGACCUGUUUUAUGCGGUAGUUGCAUUAUCGAGAAUAAUAAAUGUGUAAGUGAAUGACUUUUUUUUUUCUUUGAUGAAAUGUGAGAAAUAUGUACGAUGUUCCCGAUCAAAUACCUGUCAACAUUAAAUUUUAAUUCUGUGAUGUCUUUUUGUUACUGGAAAGUGAAAUAAUACUGUAAUAACAUUGAAAAGAAAUUUAAAAUUAUAAAUAUAAUAUCAUCAACCAUGA
Zootermopsis nevadensis is the source of this 2569-nucleotide messenger RNA. Its product is annotated as proton-coupled folate transporter. The record is from RefSeq and is a predicted model, not a curated record. Gene Ontology annotation, cellular component: membrane. Gene Ontology annotation, molecular function: transmembrane transporter activity. Gene Ontology annotation, biological process: transmembrane transport. Lineage: Eukaryota; Metazoa; Arthropoda; Insecta; Blattodea; Termopsidae.